This is a messenger RNA of Eriocheir sinensis (Chinese mitten crab), 3108 nucleotides long. RefSeq lists its product as uncharacterized. The transcript has 7 exons. Lineage: Eukaryota; Metazoa; Arthropoda; Malacostraca; Decapoda; Varunidae. The coding region runs from base 203 to 1372 and encodes 389 amino acids. The record is from RefSeq and is a predicted model, not a curated record.
UUUUUUCACGUUCCUUGUUACAGAUCUCACAUUUGGCGACCUACCUGGUGCCAUACCCUGAGGACAGCCCGGCGAGAGUGCCAUUGGUGCCUGUAUAGAGAGUGCCUGCCGCCAAUUCCUCUAUCCCUCUCACUCUUACUCUCACUCCUCCUCCUUCUCUUUCUCCUCUUCGGGUGUUUCUUGGUCGUCUCUUCCUUUCAAAAUGAACUCCACCACGGACAUCGGGCGACGUAACGCUCUCCCGAUCAUCUACACCAGCGGGACCUAUUACGAAGUCGGCUUUGAUGUCGGCCGUACGUUCCGAGGGCUCAUCCAAGACUUCCUCGAGGGUUACAAGGAGUUCCACGAUAACCUCCUGCCGGCGUACGAGACCGAGGCGGGCCGCGCUGCCUACGACCUGACCCUCGUGCACCUCAACGAGAACUUCCCGCACUACGUCAGGGAGGUUCAGGGCACGGCCGACGGAGCGCACGUGCCCUUCCACCACCUGAUGUUGCUCCACAUGGACCAGGCGGUGCCCCAGGCGGCCAAGGCGGGCGGGCGAGGCGACAAGACCAACGGCUGCUCCUCCCUCUGUGUGAACCGCGAAGGACAGGUGCUGCUGGGCCACACCGAGGACGCCCUUCAGGAGACCCUCAACUACGUGUACAUCGUGUCCGCCCACAUCCACGAGGAGGAGCCGCAGGGCAAGCUGGGCACCCAGAGCGAGGGCUUCACCGCCCUCUGCUACGCGGGGCACCUGCCGGGCUUCUGCAUGGGCUACAACCACCACGGCCUCGUCUACUCCAUCAACGUGAUCUCGCCCGUCGAAGUCCUGGCCGGCAAGACACCUCGUCACUUCCUCUGCCGCGCGCUGCUGUCCGCCAAGACCAUGGAGAUCGCACAGCAGCUUCUGAGGGACCGCGGGACUGGUUCGGCCGACGGCUUUAGCGUCAACAUGAGCUUCACGCAGCAGGAGGGCGACCACCUGUUCCACAACGCCGAGGUGGGGCCGGCGCAGGACAGCGACGAGAGCCCCAUGUCCAUCCUGACGCUGAGUCCCGGCGAGCACCUCCUCCAUACGAACAGGUACCUCCGCCUGACACACAUCCCGGAGGAGAAGGGCCUGUGCAUGACGAGCAGCAACCACCGCCACGCCCGGGCCGCGCAGUGUCCGCCGCCCGAGAACCGCGAGGACCUGGUGACGCUGCUCUCCGACACCGAGGACCCCAUGUACCCGUUCUUCAGGGAGAGCACCACUGAGGACUUCGUGAAGACUGUUGCUUUCGGUGUGUUUGAUUUACUUAAGAGGACGUGGACCAUUUGGAUGAGGAACCCUCGCUCAUCCGACCCUCUGCUAGAACUCCCUCUCCUCUUCACCUGGAACACCUAAGCGCCUUAAUUACCACACGUCCACCCUCCACGGACACCUGCUGCUCUCUAUGGAUGACACAGGAAACGUCUAUAUGCUGUAUUUUAUCUCUUGUUCCCCUUCAUGUCAUCUUCCUAAACGCCUUGCCACACCUCCACCCUCCACGGACACCUGAUGUUCCCCAUGGAUGACACAGGAAACGUCUAUAUGCUGUACUUUAUCUCUUGUUCCCCUUCACGUCAUCUUCCUCCCUUCCGUUGAUCGUGGAUGUCAUAAGGAAGGUUUUGAUGUGUUCCUUAUUUCCUCUAUUACUCAUUUCCGUCUUUUUUUUCCACUUUGUUUCGUUGUUUCAUCCUCUUUUCCUACGUCCUCUCCCUUCUGUCCCUGUCUCUCUUUCCUUCUCUUCCUGUUUUUCUUUUCUUAUAUCUCCAUUCUUUUUUUGUUCCUUUUCUUUAUUUGUUACGUAUUUCCUCUGUUAUUCCUCCUUUUCCUCUCUUCUCCUACCUGUUUCGUUUUUCAUCCUCUUUAUCUACAUCUUCCUUUUUAUCUUCCUGUUCCUUUUUUUAAGUAUUCUGUAUUUUCUUCAUUAUUCCUCCUUUUCCUCUCUUCCUCCAUCCUCUUUUGCUUUUCGUUCUCUUUCUUUACUUCUUCUUCCUCCUUUUCCUGUUCCAUUUUCCUCUUCUUCCCGUUCUUCUUUAUCUGAAUCUCUCCUCUUCCUUUUUUUAACCUAUCCGGUAUCUUAUUUUUUUUUCAUUACUCCUCCGUUUCGUCUUAUUUUUCAACCAGUUUCCCUUUUUAUCCCCUUUCUCUUCAUCCUCCUCCUCGUCCUGUUUCCUUUUUCCCUAACAAUAUACAACAACCAAAGAGAAUGAAACGAGUUACUAGUCAAGAGUAGUAAAGAAAACUACCUGAUGCCGGUCUUCAGCGCUUGGCACCCCGACAGUCACAGGUGCCAUACGUAUAAUCAGUGGUCUGCGUUAGUUUUAUGAGUGUAUCUAAACGUUUACUUCUUCGUUAGUUGAGUUCCUAAGGCGCAGAAUGUGUAUUUUUAAGAGGAAGAGCUUGGGCCGAAUCUGUUGCUUGAGGCGCUGGAGAAAAGACGCAAAAUACAAAGCCAUUUUUAUCUAGUUAGCAUCAAGAAAGACAGGCUACACAUGGCAGAGAUAACAUAAAACGAGGUGCAAGGGUAAAGCGACAUUGUAUUUGGUGUACUGAGGGUCGCUUUUCUCUUGCAACUUAUAUCUUGUUCGUCCUGGGAUGUGAAGAGUGUAUUUCCCAGUGCAAGCUAGAACAUAAUGUCUCCCUCACUCCCCUUCUCCUGACGCCUCAACUGCUAUGCCAAGGCAGUGAGGAGGCGUGACACGACAUUUUUAUCAUUUGUGUGCUGUGUGAAAGCCAUAUUUGCCUCGACUGACCCGUUAAGUAAGAAGCAAAAGAAUAAUAGAUAGAGGAAUAACAGAAAGGACAGAAACUAAAAAUAGGUAGAGGGUAUUACGAAAGAGGGUAGGUAGGUCACUGAAACGGAAGUAUAACAAAGGAAAAUGAAUAGCAAGAGUGGAAAAUCAAUAAGGAAAGGAGGUAGAGGAAAAUAUAUGAGACGUAAGUACUAUAGAGAGGAAGAGAAAACUUAGGAUAGAGAAAUUAAUGGAGAAGUAAAACAAUAAAACGAACUUUGUGUGGACCAAAAAGCAAGUGUGUUAACAGUACUCAGAUCAUUAUGUCUCUCAUUUAUUAAUAAACGUAAUAGGGCCUACUCA